AAGGGCGGGGCCAGAAGGUCUGUGCCCAAUAGGAGUGGAGCGGAGGAGGGAGUCCCGACUGCGUCCCGGUUGCUAGGGAAACGGACGCGGCCCAAGGUCCCGGGCUAAACCGAGCGCAAUGCCGAGCGCUAAGGAACUGGCUACGCUCGCGGAGAACGCGGACGAGGAACCCGGCGCAGACCCACGCCUGCGACUCCUGGGGGCCUAUGUGGCCCAGAGCCUGCGGCCGGCUGCGGGCGCCUGGGAGCGCUGCGCCGGGACGCCAGAGGCGGAGCAGCUGUUCCAGGCCUUCCUGGGCCGCGAGGCUGUGGAGGGGCAGAGGCCGCUGCUGGUGGUGAGGCCUUGGCUCGGGGGCCUGGCGGUGCGAGCAGGGCUGGAUGAGGCACCCGAGUCCCGCCCUGCCCGCGCUAAGGGGCUUUUUUUCUUGCGCACCGGGCCGGAGCCUCCAGGGCCCAACAGCCUUCGCGGCGCAGUGGUCUGCGGGGACCUGCCCGCAGCGCCUCUGGAGCACCUGGCAGCUCUGUUCUCUGAGGUCGUUAUACCCGUCCUGGCCAAUGAGAAGAAUCGCCUAGACUGGCCCCACAUGGUAUGUCAAGAUGUCAGGCGACAUGCGCACACCCUCCAGUGUGACCUCUUGGUUAUCCUUGAGCAAGUGAAGGGGAAAACAUUGCUGCCUCUUCCAAUAGGCUCAGAAAAAAUGGAGUUUGUGGAUUUCCAAAGUGAGACAGACUUGGAUUCCAUAGAUAAGUCCGUCAUUUACGCCAUUGAAUCUGCGGUGGUCAGAUGGAGCCACCAAGUGCAGGUGGUGCUAAAGAAGGAGUCUUCCCAGCCCCUCUUGGAGAAUCCCACCCCUAAGGUGGAGUUGGAGUUCUGGAAGAGCAGGUAUGAGGAUCUGGAAUACAUUUAUAAUCAGCUGAGAACAAUAAAAGUGAGGGGUAUGGCCGGACUCCUGGACAAGCUUCAGAGCAGCUACUUUCCAGCGUUCAAAGCCAUGUUCAGUGAUGUUGAAGCAGCUCUGACAGAGGCACAGGACAUCCAUGUGCACCUGGUACCACUCCACUGCCACCUGGAAACCCUCGAGAGUGUGGAGUUUCCAGAGGUGAAGUCCCGGCUGCAGCCUCUGCUUCACGUGGUCUGUCUGAUUUGGGCCACAUGCAAGUGCUACCGCUCCCCAGGGAGGCUCACAGUGCUGCUCCAGGAGAUCUGCAACCUUCUCAUCCAGCAGGCAUCCAAUUACCUCAGCCCAGAAGACCUCCUGAGAAGUGAGAUAGAAGAAAGUCAAAGAAAACUGAGAGUGGUCUCAGACACCUUGAGCUUCUUUAAGCAGGUGUUUCAGGACAGAAGGGAGAACCUUCAUACUUACUUCAAAGAGAACCAGGAAGUCAAGGAGUGGGAUUUCCAAUCCUCUUUAGUCUUUGUGCGGUUGGAUGGCUUCCUAGAACGACUGCAUGUGGUGGAGGACCUUCUGAAGACUGCCUUGGAUUUGCACAAACUGGGAAAGCUUGAGUUCAGCGGCAUUAGAGGGAAUGCCCUCAGUCAGCAGGCUCAGCAGUUGUUCGAGGAAUUUCAAGAGAUGUAUGGGGUCUUCUCAGAGGCCUCCUAUGACUGCCUGGAUCCCCAGAGCACGGAAUUUGAAAAAGACGUCACAGAAUUUAACCAAAGAGUAGAAGAUCUGGACCGAAGGUUGGGGACCAUAUUUAUUCAAGCCUUUGAUGAUACACCUGGCUUAGAGCAUGCCUUUAAGGUUUGUAGAUCUGUGGCAGGAGCAACCCUUGUCCUCAGUACUCUAAUUCUCAUCAGAGGAUGGAUGUCUAAUCCAGCCUAUGAAGACUAA
Molecule: messenger RNA, 1834 nt
Organism: Tupaia belangeri chinensis (Chinese tree shrew)
Lineage: Eukaryota; Metazoa; Chordata; Mammalia; Scandentia; Tupaiidae
Product: dynein heavy chain 9, axonemal
Exons: 9
Coding region: 119-1834 (571 amino acids)
Biological process (GO): microtubule-based movement
Cellular component (GO): axonemal dynein complex
Molecular function (GO): dynein intermediate chain binding; dynein light intermediate chain binding
Source: RefSeq, a predicted model, not a curated record